Molecule: messenger RNA, 1641 nt
Organism: Schistosoma curassoni
Lineage: Eukaryota; Metazoa; Platyhelminthes; Trematoda; Strigeidida; Schistosomatidae
Source: the annotation of a GenBank genome assembly
AUGUUGGAUCAAUUAUUGAAUAAUAUGUCUAAUUAUACAAAUCUAUAUUUCAUUAUUAAUAAUCAUACUACUACUACUAAUACUACUCCGUCUUCUCCUCAUUCUUCUCCUCCUUCUCAUCCAACUACGACGACUACUACUACUACGACGACAACAACAACGAAUCCUACUACUAAUCAUACUACUUAUAUCAUCCCUAUUACAUUAACUAAACAAAAUGAAAUAGAUUUAGAAUAUUUAGAUCAUAUAUUAUCUAUAAUGCGUUUAAUAUGUGGUAAAAUUUUAACCCCCUUAUUAUGUUUAAUUGGAUUUAUAUCCAAUAUUAUUAAUAUUAUUAUAUUAACAAGAGAAUGGAUGAGUUCAUCAACUAAUAUCUAUUUAACUGCUGUAUCUAUAUGUGAUUUAUUAUAUUUAUUAUUUACUUAUUUAUUUUCAUUAUGGUUAUAUCCAUCUAUUCAACAAUUAACUUUAUAUGCAUAUAGUAUCACAUAUAUACAUGGUACUGCUAAUUUAUUUAGUAAUAUUACUACAUGGCUUACAGUAAGUUUUACAUUAGAACGUUAUAUUGUUAUAUCAUCACCUAUAUUAGGUAAACGUUAUUGUACUAAACAACGUGCACGUUAUGUUAUUAUUAUUAUAUUUAUUAUAUGUUUUUUAAUAACAUUACCAGAUUAUUUAAAAAAAACCAUCAAAUAUAAUCAUACUACUUAUAAUACUACUCAUAAUAAUAGUAAUCAUCAUUAUCAUCAUAAUCAAUUAAUCAAUAAUUCAACCAAUAUAACAAUCAAUAAUAAUAAUAAUCAUCAUCAUAAUAAUAAUAAUCAAUAUUUAGUUGUUGAUACACAAAUCAAUAUCAUUUUAAUUAAAAUUGGUUAUGAUUAUAUUAAUCAAAUUAUAUUUAUUAUAUUACCAAUGAUAUUAUUAAUUAUAUUUAAUAGUUUAUUAAUAAGAUCUGUGAUGAAAGCUAAUUAUGAUCGAAGAAUAUUGAUCAAACAAGGUAAUAAUAAUAAUAAUAAUUGUAUACCAUCGAUCAAUAUUAUAAAUGAUCCGAAAAAUAUUGAUUUAUUACCGAAUAGUAAUACUCCUAAUGAUAAUAAUGAUAAUGAUAAUAAUAAUAAUAAUAAUAAUAAUAAUAAUAAUAAUAAUGGACGUCAAUAUAGUAUGGUUCAAUUAAAUCAAGAAGCUACAACAAGUCAUAAUGUACCAGCAAUUGUACGUGAUGCAUUAGAAGCAAGUAUGAGAACAACAAUUGGUAUCACAUCUAGUAUAACACAAUCAUAUCGAUCAAUGAAUUAUCAAACAAAUUUAUUACCAAUUAUGAAUAUUAAAAAAGGUACAAAAUUAGGUGAACAACAUCGUAUUACAUUAAUGUUAAUUACAAUUGUUAUAGCAUUUGUAUUAUUACAAUUACCAAGUAUGGUACCAACAAUAAUAAUGAAUUUAUGGAAUACUGGUAUAAUACAAUCAACACAAUAUACAACUAAGUGCCUAUUAAUUUAUGCGAAUAUAUCAAAUGUAUUAUUAAUUAUUAAUGCUGCAUUAAAUUUUGUAUUUUAUUCAUUAUUUUCAGCAAGAUUUCGUCAAACAUGUUAUAUACUAUUGAAAAAUAUUACUUGUUUAAAACAUUUUUUAUAUCAAUAA